Molecule: messenger RNA, 1830 nt
Organism: Prunus armeniaca (apricot)
Lineage: Eukaryota; Viridiplantae; Streptophyta; Magnoliopsida; Rosales; Rosaceae
Source: the annotation of a GenBank genome assembly
AUGACGAUAUUCCUUACUUUACGAAAGGAAAAAUUGUAUGUCAACUUAAAAAAAUGUUCGUUUCUUCAACCACAAAUUUUAUUCUUGGGGUUCAAUAUUUCUGCGGCUGGGGUUAGCACAGAUCCUGCCAAGGUGGAGGCUAUUACUGGUUGGCCAACACCCACGACUCUGACAGAGGCACGAAGUUUUCAUGGUCUCUCCUCUUUUUAUCGACGAUUUAUUCCAAGGUGCUUUUCUUUGGACCCCUGCGGCUGCCAAGGCCUUUACAAUUUUGAAGCAGAACUUCGACAUCCUGAUUUGACUAAAGUCUUUGAAGUCGCAUGUGACGCUUCCGGAGUUGGGAUUGGUGGUGUGCUUAGCCAAGAAGGACAUCCCGUAGCAUACUUUAGUGAGAAACUUAAUGAAGCAAAGAAGCGUUAUUCUACUUAUGAUAAGGAGUUUUAUGUUGUGGUACAAGCACUUCGGUAUUGGCAAUAUUACCUACUGCCGAACGAAUUUGUGUUGUAUUCAGAUCAUCAAGCUUUGAAAUAUCUGCACUCUCAACGCACCAUUAGUAGUCGACAUGUUAAGUGGUCCGAAUACCUCCAGAUCUUUACAUUUGUUUUACGACACCAUCCAGGCAUUGACAAUAAGGCAGCCGAUGCCCUCAGUCAUGUCGCUACUAUUUUGCACACAAUGAUAGUUCAGUUUCCAAUGGUAACCGUCGCGAAUAUGUGGACUUUAUUACGAGGGAUGAGUUCUUAUUUCGAGGAACACAAUUAUGUAUUCCCCGUACAUCUCUCCGUGAAUUCCUUGUUUAGGAACUACAUGGUGGCGGCCUCGCAAGACAUUUUGGCAAAGAUUGCCUUGAUAGAAGAUCGUUUCUAUUGUCCGUCAUUAAAACGUGAUGUUGCUCAUCUCAUCUCCCAAUGCCGUACAUGCCAGCUAGCUAAAGCUCGCAAACGUAACACGGGUUUAUAUACCCCUCUGCCGAUACCUCAUGCCCUAUGGAAGGAUCUUAAUGGUCAAACUGAGGUGGUUAAUCGCAGUCUUGGUGAUUUAGUCCGCUGUUUAGUUGGGGAUAAACCUGGUAAUUGGGAUCUCUUGUUGCCUGUGGCUGAGUAUGCUUAUAACAACUCAGUUAAUCAAAGUACCGGUAAGAGUCCUUUUGAGGUUGUUCAUGGGUUUUCUCCCCGAUCACCUGUUGAUUUAGUUGUUUUUCAUGUGGUUGCCCACGCAUCAGAUUCUGCUACGUCAUUUGCUGAACAUAUUAGGCAACUGCAUGAUGAUGUCCAUAGGCAGAUAUCCAUGCACACCGACACUUAUAAACUGGCAGCCAAUGCUCAUCAUCGUCAACAGGAGUUUCAGGAAAGGGAUUUUGUUAUGAAGCUUCAUGCUCGUUCGAUGGGUCCUUAUCGUAUCAUUAGGAAGCUUGGGUCCAACGCUUACUUGAUUGAGUUGCCUGCAGAUAUGCAUAUAAGUCCCAUUUUCAAUGUUUCUGAUUUAACUCCUUAUCGAGGAACCUUUUCUCCACCUAUUUCUAUGGAUGCUGCUCAGGGUUCCGCUCCUCAUAUGGUGCCGCGUAUUCCUGCUACUAGUUCUGCCAUUACAGAUCAAACUGAGGACGUCUUGGGUCAUGAAGUUGUGGCCUCGUCUACUAGAGGUUCUACUCGUUAUCUAGUUCGUUGGGUUGGAAGACCUGCUACUGAGGAUACUUGGAUUACCGAAGCUGAAUUUCGCCAUUUGGAUUCCACUCUUCUGCAUAGUUAUCAGGAUGCUCUUCAUGAUCUUGAUUUGGCUGCAUCUUGUCCUCCCAUCAUCCAUACUUACAAACGUCGUCAUCAUCCUUAG